AUGUAUUAAAUCUUAUUAUACAUUACUUCCAUAUUGGCAGUUCAUAAAUUUGAAUAAGGAUUUGUUAAUCAUUUCAACUACGUUUAAAAUCCAAAUUUGAUUUUAUUUUUGAGUUCAACCUAAUUCAGACAAGAAGAAAUUUAUAUUCCUUUUUAAAAGUAAUUCACCUAAGUUCCAAACGUUUACUUAAAUGUUGAGACACUUGAUUUUGAAUAUACAUUUCCUCAAGGAUAUUCAUUAGAUCUACAUAGUGUUGGCACAAAUGGUACUAUGUAUUAACUUAAAUAAUAGGUUUUAAAGUGAAAAUAGUAUGCGAGAGUACGCACAUAUUUUAUGCUGUUAAUUUUAAUUGGUUUGCAUUUAAUGAUGAGAGAGUCUAAAUCAUAAAUAAUUUUAUGAUAACCAACCCCUAAAAUUAGUACACUCAUUUUUACUAAAAAAAUUGCUAAAUAAAUGUGGCCCUAUCUAAUUUUAUAAGUUAUUAUGCUUUAAGUUCAUAAUAUAAUUAUUAAACGGUAUAAAAAUAUAUUAAUUAGGGAUUAAUUUUGACAUCCGAAUCUGUGACUAUAAGCUUUUAAUUCUAAGGUAUUUAACAAUUUGGAUAUCAAAUAUUAUUGAGUAGUUCGGACAUUUUCUUAAUUGGCCCCACUAUAAUCAGCAUUUAACCUUAAGGAUCAAACUAAGUUGUAAAUUUUCCUACAGGAUGGACUAUAUAAAAUUGUUUUGCAAAUCUUUUAGGUUUUCAACAUGAUGGAUCUGAAAAUGUUAGAUUUUUCACAAAUAUAACAUAUUCUUCUUAAGUUACUGCUGGAAUUUACCCUUGUAAUUAAUUAUAAAUAUUAUAGGGUCAUCCACUUAUAUUUAAUCAAUGCAAUAUAAUCAUUAUUGCAUUAAUCAUGCUUUUUUUGAACUUGCUAAAUUUAACGGCUUGAUGUAAUCGAGAUUUCUUGAUCCAAAUAAUGAAAUAGAUACUCAUAUUGAAAUUAAGGAGAUAAGCUACUCUUAAAAUCAAAUUUUAUCAGAGGAAAUCGUUAUUGCAUAAACAAUUGAAUCUAUAUCGAUUAUUUUCUAUUGGUAAUGUAUAGAUAAGGAGCUUUUAAAGAUAUAAAUAUUUUGUCCAGAAUAAUGGUGUACUUAAACUAACAUCAAAUGUGAUAUCAAUAAAAUUCAUACUGUUAGAUUAUUAGCAAAGUUUUUGUUAAAUUAGAAUUCAUAAAAUUAUAUAAAAAUUUCUAAGACCUCAGUUUCAUUAUCCGCAACCUAAGUUAUUAAAUUAUCUAAUGAAUAUGAAAAACUGUUAUUCAAACUAGAAAAAGUAGCAUGA
Paramecium pentaurelia is the source of this 1324-nucleotide messenger RNA. The record is from the annotation of a GenBank genome assembly. NCBI's taxonomy places the organism in Eukaryota, Ciliophora, Oligohymenophorea, Peniculida, Parameciidae.